Molecule: messenger RNA, 490 nt
Organism: Symbiodinium necroappetens
Lineage: Eukaryota; Dinophyceae; Suessiales; Symbiodiniaceae
Source: the annotation of a GenBank genome assembly
GUUGAAGGAGGUGCUCUUCAAGUCCGCAGAGACGCUCGCAGUGUCGCCGCAGGACGUCAGAUUCCACAAGUGGGAGUCUGCAAAGGGGGGCCUCGGCGUGUUCUUCUUUCUCGAGGUGGAGAACCCCUUCGUACAGCACGACGAGCCAGAGGAGUGGUUCAGCAUCGAUGACUGGUUUGCUUCGCUUCCUGUUCCUGUGGACGAGAUUCGCAUCAUGACGCAAUCCCAGCUUUACCCUCCCGGCCCACAGCCGGCGCCGACCCCAUUCCUGGACCCUUGGCUGCCGGGCGCCUGGGUAGCCAGUUGUAGAAGCAACCGUGGAGAGCAGCAGCUAGCAGUCGUCAUGCGUCCACUACUAGAACUGUCGUGCUUGUGCUUGUCCUCGUACUCGUCGUCGUCAUAUUCGUCUUGGCGGUGCUGGUGGUGGCGGUGGUGUGCAAGAGCCAUCUCGAUCUCCUUUCUAGCAAAACUACCUUGGGGUAGUCCCUAA